Fusarium tjaetaba is the source of this 1248-nucleotide messenger RNA. Its product is annotated as dash complex subunit ask1. The coding region runs from base 1 to 1248 and encodes 415 amino acids. The transcript has 4 exons. Gene Ontology annotation, biological process: attachment of spindle microtubules to kinetochore. The record is from RefSeq and is a predicted model, not a curated record. NCBI's taxonomy places the organism in Eukaryota, Fungi, Ascomycota, Sordariomycetes, Hypocreales, Nectriaceae. Gene Ontology annotation, cellular component: mitotic spindle pole body; mitotic spindle; DASH complex.
AUGUCGCGACAAAGCGUAGCAGCGCGCAAUCUGUCUCUCACGGAAGAGCUUGAAAGACUAGAGCAGUCAAUCACUCUGACCCUUCAAGAAAUCGAUCACAACUUUAGCAAAUCGCAUCGCAUAGUAACAACAAGCAUUCUACCGCUAGUAGAACAGUAUGGAGAACACUCUCGCGCUGUUUGGGAAGCUUCAAAGUUCUGGAAGCAAUUUUUCGAAGCAUCAGCCAACGUAUCUCUCUCCGGUUAUGAAGAGCUCGCCAACGACGACGAAAGCGAGAACGUGGAAGAAAGUACCGCUAUGAGGGAAGAUAUAACAGAGGAAUACACAUCUCAGCAUCACGAAGAUGUGACCGCCACAACCGGCAUCGAGCAAUCUACCUUCCAAGCCGAGGACUCCCUCCUUGAUGAUGCUGAGCUCACAGGAAGCACGCCUCGGCCUGGAAAGACGAAGACACGAUUUUCUGAUAUGGAAUCUCCCUACGAAGCUAUGAAACGCGAGGUGGAAGGAGAGGGAAAUAAUACCACAGCCCUAGAUGAUAACGAGGAUUCGACUGUCUUGUUCGCCCAACACACCGCUAGACUCCCCGAUAUGUCAAUGACUCCGCAGGCCCAGCGCGACCACACAAUGACCGGCGAGCAGUCUGUUCAGCCCCAUAAGGAUCCUUUGCUUCACCGUGUUCUCGACAAGAACUAUCGCAUUCAGGCAACUCCGCACAAGCCCGCCUUUCGCAUCUCCCCACUCAAGAGCGCACAACCUAAGAGCGCACAACGCAAGAAGGACGCCCCCACAUGGAACGACUCACCAGGCUCCUCGCCCGAAAUGGCAGUGCCGACUCUACGCAGUGAAGUUUUUAUGUCUCCCUACAAAAGUAACGCUCGACAACGUCUUGCGGCGGCAACGCAGGGUCCUCGAACACCUGGUGUUAGUGUUCAGACGCCAGCGACAGCACGUAAGACGCGGGACGUCUUCACUGAUGACACUGUCACAGCCACUGGAAAGGAUAAGUAUGAGAUCGACUGGGAUAGUGAUGAAGGGGAUGAGGAUAUCGAUUUAUAUGCAGGCAUGAGCCCGCCCAAGACGAUACAAUUUGCGCUGCCUCCCUCGAAGCUCUUGCAAACACCUGCACGUGAAGCCAGCCAAAGGAUUGUUGGCGAUAUUCUACUGGACGCUGGAGCCGAUCCGAACUCGUCCGAAUACAGCCCCUCUAUGGUGAAGAUGAAUGAAGAUAUUUUGAACGAUAGUUUCUAA